AUGGGUUUACGUCAGGUGGUUUUUGUGUCCGGUGCUGCCCGUGGUAUCGGUAAGGCGAUUGCCCUACGGCUCGCUCGAGAUGGAUUCAAUGUUGCCGUUAACGAUAUCAAGAAGAAUAUCACUGCUUUGGAGGCUACAGCGGCAGAGAUCCGAGCUUUAGCAGGACGCGAAAGCUCUGUGACACCAGCAGAUGUUUCCAAAAGGACUGAAGUUACCGAGGCGUUUGAAAAGUCGGCCAGGGACCUUGGUCAGCUGAAUGUUCUUGUCGCCAACGCCGGUGUCUGCAAGAUUAAGCCACUGGUAGAUGUCUCGACCGAGGAAUGGGAGGAUGAAAUGGCCAUCAACCUUACAGGCAUGUUUCAUCAAUUCCAGCUGGCUGCUAGACAGAUGAUCAGGCAAGGCACUGGCGGCAAAAUCAUCGCCGCCGCUUCAAUGGUAGCACACAAGUCUGUUCCUUUGAUGGGUGGGUACUCGGCUUCCAAAUGGGGCGUCAGAGGCCUCUCUCAAGCAGCAGCACAGGAGCUGGCUCCUUAUGGGAUAUCUGUGAACAACUACUGCCCUGGAAUGGUGGACACUCCAAUGUGGGCCUCGGUUGACGGAGCACUGAGAAAGUAUUACGGGGGAGAGCCAGGUGAACAUAAACGGAAAUUUGAAUCGUCAAUCUUGGUUGGAAGAUUGAGCCAACCAGACGACAUUGCCAAAUUUGUUUCUUAUCUGGCAAGCAAGGACUGUGACUACAUCACAGGCCAGAGUAUGUUGAUAGACGGCGGUUGCUACCUUACAUGA
This is a messenger RNA of Cladophialophora immunda, 786 nucleotides long. RefSeq lists its product as uncharacterized. Gene Ontology annotation, molecular function: oxidoreductase activity, acting on the CH-OH group of donors, NAD or NADP as acceptor. Bases 1 to 786 code for a protein of 261 amino acids. The record is from RefSeq and is a predicted model, not a curated record. The transcript is spliced from 5 exons. Lineage: Eukaryota; Fungi; Ascomycota; Eurotiomycetes; Chaetothyriales; Herpotrichiellaceae.